UUCGUAUCUCUUGAUUUGUCCAACAACAGGUUCCAUGGCAAGAUGGCCGGUGAGAUUGGGAACCUGAAAUCACUGGUUGUCCUCAACUUGUCAAGAAAUGGUUUUGAUGGAAGAAUCCCUUCAUCGCUUGGGGACUUGGUCGAGCUUGAAUCCUUAGACCUCUCAACCAAUAAACUCUCCGGAGUAAUUCCUCAGCAGCUUACCAGCCUAACUUUCCUCUCCUUUCUUAAUGUAUCAAACAACAAUUUGACAGGGCUUAUACCAAAAGGAUACCAGUUCAAUACCUACACAAAUGACUCCUAUCUUGGGAACCCUGGAUUGUGUGGAGAGCCACUGUCAAGAAGUUGCUCGGAGCCUACUGGAUCUACACUGCAACCUCCAUCACAGGGUGACGACUCAAGCAAAGAGAGCUUAUUCGAUUGGAGAUUUGCAGGAUCAGGUUAUGCAAGUGGAAUAGUUGUUGGACUUGCACUGGGUUAUGCAUUUUUACCAGAUUUCCAAUAUCAUGAAGGUCGUUUGCAACUCAAAAAGAAGAUCAGAAGACGAGGAAGAUCAUCAACUUAAGAUGAACCUUGUCUUGAUCCAAAGGCAAGCAAGAAUGGUAUCACCCUGGUGG
Salvia splendens (bonfire salvia) is the source of this 616-nucleotide messenger RNA. RefSeq names its product putative receptor like protein 25. The record is from RefSeq and is a predicted model, not a curated record. The transcript has a single exon. Gene Ontology annotation, molecular function: protein binding. Lineage: Eukaryota; Viridiplantae; Streptophyta; Magnoliopsida; Lamiales; Lamiaceae. The coding region runs from base 43 to 564 and encodes 173 amino acids.